AUGGCUGACAACAUGUGUGGUCCUUCCAACCCUGUCAAGGGCUUGGCUCAGCACUUCAAUCGCAGUUCUGAUCGCCCAAAGGCUUGGGGUUCUUCUGCGAAAGAGUCCAAGUGGUCGAACUUUACUCCUGAGGAGUUCCGUGGAGAGGCUCGAGCCAAGCAGGCCAAGCAGGCCCAAGCUGCAGCUGAUGCUGCCUUCGCUGCCUUCACCACAAACGCGCCUCACCAUGGCAACGAGUUUGUGCACCCACCCCCUCACUUGGCCGAUGGUGCUGCAACUCUUCAGGAGGCUGCCAAAACCCAGUCUGUCGAGCAAGUGUCCUGGGUCAGAGAUUUCCACCGGAGCCAGGUUGCCACUGGCCAGCAGCCCCACCCCUACGGUGUGCUGGGCCAAACUCUUCGCCCUGGUGACCAGCUCAACCCUCAUGCCGACCUCCCCAGCUACGGCCCCGAGGGUGUUCGCCAGGCCUUUGGGGUGGCUCAGGGUCCUUCCGCCAUGCAGCUCCCCCUGUCUGCUCAGCAUGAGGCUGAGAUUUACCACUACAUGAAGUUUGCAGCUGCUGGUCCUCGUGAGCUCUUCCAGCCCCAACCACAGCCAGCUCCUACAGGCCACUACAACAAUUACCCUCGGACCACCACUCUUGCCAACACCACCGAGGAGGCCCUGGAGGCGGCCUUUGCUGCCUACGACCAGGAAUUCCAGGGAGAGAUGGACCAGUGGAUGACUCAUCAUGCUGAUGAGGACCUCAACAAGCACGACGAUGCCCUGAUCGAGAUUGCCUACCAGGAGAGCCGCGCUCGUGACAAGAAUGAUCCCACCUUCCUUCCCCAGAACAAGCCAGAGACCAAGGCCAUCUAUGACCACAUGCAGGAUGCAGAGCUCAAGAAGGCUGCCCGGGAGAUCAUGAACACCUUGAGUCUGAGCUCCAACGAGAAGCUCAAGCACUCCAGCUUUGUCACUCUCAUGAAGCAGCUGUCCAGGGGCGAGGUGGUCCUGAAGGGUAAUGAUCUGUUCAACACUGUCACUGGCCAGAUUAUCGAUGCCACCAAGGAGCCCCCUAUUGAGCCCAAGGAGAUCAACGUCAUCCCCUAUUCGGCUGUGUGCCCCAAUGCACCCGAGCCUGAUGCUCACCCUGACCCUGCCAAGGAGAAGGAGAUUCAGGAGAUGACCCAGGCCUUCAAGAAGUCGCUCCGUGUCAAGAUGAUGACUGAGUCAUCAGAUGCCCUGCACAGUGAUGAAACCGACAAAGAUUCUCAGGAGGCUGAGGGUUCUCACAAUGCUGCUUAA
Molecule: messenger RNA, 1287 nt
Organism: Cryphonectria parasitica EP155
Lineage: Eukaryota; Fungi; Ascomycota; Sordariomycetes; Diaporthales; Cryphonectriaceae
Gene: PEX20
Product: protein import into peroxisome matrix
Exons: 2
Coding region: 1-1287 (428 amino acids)
Source: RefSeq, a predicted model, not a curated record